Messenger RNA from Ectocarpus siliculosus, 1496 nucleotides. NCBI's taxonomy places the organism in Eukaryota, Phaeophyceae, Ectocarpales, Ectocarpaceae. The record is from the annotation of a GenBank genome assembly.
CAGACGAUGUCGGAGCCGUCGUGGGGGAUGUCGGAUCAUACUCGUGCAAGAUGGGCUUCGCGGGCGAGGACUUUCCCAGGGCCUACUUCACGUCGCUGAUCGGCAGAACGGUAGACUUGGAGGCCACGCGGCGCUUAGAAGCAGAGAUGGACGCCGCCGUUGACAGCGCCGGGAGCCCAGCAAGAGCGAGGGCGGGGGGCAACGGCAAGGGGAAAGCUGCACCCUCCCCCCCCGCCAAUGGGCAGCCCCAGCGGGGAGGCAAGGGGGCCGCAGCUUCGCCGGCCGUGCCAGGGGGCUCAGGGGAAUCAGAAGGGGGCGCCGCGAACGGAGAGGAGAAGGACGAGGGGGACGGCAGGACGGUUUAUCGAUGGCACGUGGAUAGCUUGAUGGGCGGCGGGGCGGACAUGGACGUGGUGCCGCUUAUGGAGGACGGGUUCGUGACGGACUGGGACCUGAUGGAGAAGGUGUGGGAGCACGCCGAGCGGACUCGACUCAAGACGAAGCUGUCGGACCACCCGGUUCUCAUCUCAGAGAAGCCUUUCAACUCUUCCAAGGAGAGGAUGAAGUACACGGAAAUUAUGUUCGAGAAGUUCGGCGUCCCCGCGGAGUUCAUGUCGAAAGACGCGGUGCUUGCGUGUUUCUCUAUAGGUCGGACGACGGCGUCGCUGGUAGACGUGGGGGGGGACAGCGCCGUAGUGACACCGGUGUACGACGGGUGGGUCGAGAGCAAGGGCAUCGUCAAGUCCGUCCUGGGGAGCAGCGCGCUGCAGCGGUAUUACCUGCACCUGCUGGAGGAGGCCAGGGGCGGCGACCCUAUCCCGCCGCUACCGACGACGAUGAUGAAGGCGGUGGGAAGUCUGAGACCAUCGCUGGCCGAACGCCUCCGCAUGGACGUAGCGAGGGACAUGCUGGCGCUGGCGGGGCGGACCUCGGACUCGGCGUUCGAGGCCGACGCUCCCCAGUUCUCCAGCAUACCCUCCGUGCCCUUCCGGCUGCCGGACGGCACUGAGGUAGGGAUAGGCAUGGACAGGUUCAGGGUGCCGGAGUUGCUGGUGAACACGUCGCCGCUGACCGAGGCUCUGUCGGGCGGAGUCGGGAGCGGUCAGGACCCGUCCCCCGGGAUGAGGUUGCUGGCGGAGUCCCUCAGCCGACCGGGCUUCGGAAUGCGUCCGCUUCAGGCGACGGUCGUGGAAUCCGUUCUGGCGUGCGAGCGAGAGCAGCAAGCGCAGCUGUUCAACAGCGUGGUGUUGGCCGGGGGAGGGUGCUGCUUCGAGGGCCUGGCGGAGAGGGUGAAGGCGGAGAUAGAGCAGAGCCUCGACGCCCCGUCCACGGGGUGGAGAGUCAAGGUCCUCGCCGCCGGCAACAACGAGCGAAAGGUCAGUACAUGGCUGGGAGGCUCCAUCCUGGCUUCCCUCGGCAGCUUCCACGAGAUGUGGCUGUCCAAGUCGGAGUACGAGGAGCACGGGGCGCACAUGAUCGACAAGAAGUGUCCAUGA